Messenger RNA from Drosophila pseudoobscura, 721 nucleotides. RefSeq lists its product as uncharacterized. NCBI's taxonomy places the organism in Eukaryota, Metazoa, Arthropoda, Insecta, Diptera, Drosophilidae. The record is from RefSeq and is a predicted model, not a curated record. The transcript is spliced from 4 exons. The coding region runs from base 48 to 473 and encodes 141 amino acids.
CAGUUCCUUUGAGUUUAGCAUCAGUUGAAUGUCUGAAAUUCUCUAGGAUGAGUUGGAAAUGUGAAAGACAAACCAUAUACAUUAUAGCAGCUGUAUUGGGCGACAUACUUCUUAUAGCCUUCCUUCGAUACGUUUGGCAUCUAAGUCUAUUCGAUGUUUUCGUAUUCCUUGCACUUAUACUAUUGAACGGCGUUGCCAUAUAUGUGGGUUACUGGAUCAGCCUGGAAUAUCCAACACUGGUGCUGGCGGGCACCCUCGCUAUACCCCUCGCUUGUAUCCACCUAUUCGUUUGGCGAAUCGAUGCGUUAACUGAACUUUGGGGUAGAAUCAAAAUAUUAACAAAAAUCGGCCACGUUUUAGUUUUAACGUUUCUGAUAGUUUACUCUGCGCUUUGGAUGUUUCUUGCCUUUUCCUACUUCAACCAUGUGAGCAACAAUACCUCAUUGGAGAUACUCAAAGAAUAUGGUGGAUAAAUCCCACCACGGAUAAGUCCCCAUAAGUAUGGGGGCUAUGUUAAUAAGAAAACAGUUUCAUCAAAUACCAAACAUUUCCGUUACCGAAAAUGCUUAAGUAAUUGUAUAAAAUACUUGCAAAAUGCCCGGGCCGGGGCCAAAGCCGGGGCUAUUGUGUGGGGAAAAUCAGUUGAUAAAGUUGUACUUCCAUUCAUCAUUAACAUGAUUAGCUGAAAAUUUGUAGCCGAACUUUUGAUGAAUGGAAAUCA